AGAUGUUGACUGCAAACUGCGAAGGUACAGACAAGAUGAAGCUCGUGGUUCUCGCUCUGUUUGUUGCUGGUGCCUAUGGGUGCGGCCUGCCCGCCUUCCCCCCGUUGGCGAGCCGCGUGGUUGGAGGAGCGGAUGCCCGACCUCACAGCUGGCCCUGGCAGAUUUCUCUGCAGUACAACAAUAGAGGUGAGUGGAAACACGACUGUGGAGGUACUCUGAUCUCCAACCAGUGGGUCCUCACUGCUGCUCACUGUAUCAGCAGUGGCAGGGAGUACAGAGUGGUCUUGGGAAAGCAGAACCUGAGGGAGACGGAGAAUGGUGAAGUGUUCAUGGGCACCGCCGACAUCAUUGUGCAUGAGAAGUGGGACGCCCUGUUAUUUCGUAAUGACAUUGCCCUGAUCAAACUGCAGUCCCCUGUUGUCUUCUCUGACACUGUUAUGACUGCUUGUCUUCCCACCAAUGGUGCCAUCCUCCCCAACAAUGAAGCCUGCUACGUCACUGGGUGGGGUCACACCUACACUGGAGGUCUCGUCGCCGACAUCCUGCAGCAGGCUCUGCUGCCCGUGGUGGACUUCGCUACCUGCUCCCAGUAUAACUGGUGGGGCUCUAUGGUGACGGAGAGCAUGGUCUGCGCCGGUGGAGACGGAGUCGUGGCCGGUUGCAACGGAGACUCUGGCGGACCUCUGAACUGUCAGAACGAUAGCGGGGCCUGGGAGGUUCAUGGUAUCGUCAGCUUUGGCUUCUUCAGCUGCAACUUCCCCAGGAAGCCCACCAUCUUCACCAGAGUCAGCGCCUACAGUGACUGGAUCAGCGCUACCAUGGUUGCCUUUUAAGAGAAGAGCCUUUUGGGACCAAAGCAGCUGUGUGCACAUUUAGAUCAUGAAACUUUGAAAAAUAAAUGUGUCAAAUCAUCAA
Molecule: messenger RNA, 915 nt
Organism: Amphiprion ocellaris (clown anemonefish)
Lineage: Eukaryota; Metazoa; Chordata; Actinopteri; Pomacentridae
Product: chymotrypsin-like elastase family member 2A
Exons: 8
Coding region: 3-833 (276 amino acids)
Biological process (GO): proteolysis
Molecular function (GO): serine-type endopeptidase activity
Source: RefSeq, a predicted model, not a curated record